AGUCUGACUGUGUGUGUGGUCCAGUGGGAGCUUCCAGCCAAGGUGAGGUCUGUUCAGCCGGCCCCUGGUCAGCGCUGGUCAGUACUGGUCAGUAGGCUACAUGUAAUGAGCUAAGCUCUUGAGCGGUUUUACUCCAGCCAGAAUACAUUGACACCCAGAUCCCCUCACCUUGACAGACAACAGCUUAUGGUGACACCAGGAAAAGUUAUACUCUACAGAACACAACAUCAUCGCAGCUCUGCAUAAACUCUUCAAAUCAAAACCUCUAUUUGCACUGAGCAGGUCAACAUUGUGGAUUUUUCUCUUAAAACUUGAUUUAGCCCACUGCAGUAAAAGGUUAAAACUCAACUACUCUCUCACUCUACAUUUGAGGCAGUUGUGGGCCUCUUUCUAACACCCUGCUUCCCUCCCCUUCCCCCUGUAGUACUCCUCUGCAGUUCUGUAGCUCAUCAGCUGGUCCAGGAUGUCGUUCAUGAUGAAGGCCAUGUUGGGGAGUAAGUUGAAGGAUAUGACGGGAGGAGGAGGAGGAGGAGAGGCCGAGGUCCCUGCGAGAGAUGGGAAGGAGACCCCUGAGUCUAAAGGAAUGUCCAGAGAGGAGUUCGAGGAGUACCAGAAACAGCUUAUAGAGGAGAAGUGAGUAACCAAUCAAUCAAUUGAUCAACUGAUCAAGUUCUAUUUGCAUAGUGCUUUGAACAAAUUCAUAAUAAAUGAAUUACCCUGUAACCCUAGCUAAAAACCCCAAAGAGCAAAGUGUACCUACGUGUCUUUAUAACUGAACCUAAAUCCAGAAUUAGGCUGGUAUGAGGGAUGGCUAAUUUCCUCACAAUAGCAGAUUAGCAGAUGAGGCAAGUCAGUGCAACUAGUCAAAAAAUAUUUAUGUUUCAAGACUUAUGUUUUUACAUGCUAUAUUAACAUACUGCCUCUGAUCUGGCGGACUCACUAAACACAAAUGCUUUGUUUGUAAAUUAUGUCUGAGUGUUAGAGUGCCCCUGGCUAUCUGUAAAUUUAACAAACAAGAAAAUUGUGCCAUCUGGUUUGUUUAAUAUUAGGAAUUUGAAAUGAUUUAUACUUUUACUUUUGAUACUUAAGUAUAUUUUAGCAAUUACAUUUACUUUUGAUACUUAAGUAUAUUUAAAACCAAAUACUUUUAGGCUUUUACUCAAGUAGUAUUUUUCUGGGUGACUUUCACUUUUACUUAAGUCAUUUUCUAUUAAGAUAUCUUUACUUUUACUCAAGUAUGUCAAUAGUGUACUUUUUCCACCACUGGUAACUAGUAACUGUAAUGGAUUACAUUUAGGAAGUAACCUACCGAACCCUGUAGACAGGAAGAGAGAAGCUGAGGAACUCUGAUAUAAUAUAAUGAAAACAGAAGCUUUGUUUCAUGCUAACGUGACAUGAACAUGAACUCGCUACUUCCAGUAACAUGUUAGAACUUUAAUGCUGGCCCAAAUUAAUAAUGCAAAAGGGGCCAGCUGGCCCAAAUUAAUAAUGCAAAAGGGGCCAGCUGGCCCAAAUUAAUAAUGCAAAAGGGGCCAGCUGGCCCAAAUUAAUAAUGCAAAAGGUGCUAGCUGGCCCAAAUUAAUAAUGCAAAAGGUGCCAGCUGGCCCAAAUUAAUAAUGCAAAAGGUGCUAGCUGGCCCAAAUUAAUAAUGCAAAAGAUGCUACCUAGCCUUAUUGAAUAAUGAAAAAAGGUGCUAGCUGGCCUUAUUGAAUAAUGCAAAAGGUGCUAGCUGGCCUAAUUGAAUAAUGCAAAAGGUGCUAGCUGGCCGUAUUGAAUAAUGCAAAAGGUGCUAGCUGGCCUUAUUGAAUAAUGCAAAAGGUGCUAGCUGCCCUAAUUGAAUAAUGCAAAAGGUGCUAGCUGUCCUUAUUGAAUAAUGCAAAAGGUGCUAGCUGGCCUAAAUGCUCUCAUGCAUAAUUUACCAGCAAAACAUGUUGAUGCUACAGACAGUAACAUCUACAACAACUCUCAGAGACCUAUCUAGCUUCAUAACAUGAGCGUAGAGUGUGUCAAUGUUGAAGUCACAACCAUUUUCCAGUGGUCUGUCUUAGAGCAGCAGAGGUAGUGGCAUUACAGUAUGUGUCUGAUAUCUAACACAGUACCUCAGUAUGUCUGAUAACUAACACAGUACUUCAGUAUGUCUGAUAACUAACACAGUACCUCAGUAUGUUUCUGAUAACUAACACAGUACCUCAGUAUGUCUGAUAACUAACACAGUACCUCAGUAUGUCUGAUAACUAACACAGUACCUCAGUAUGUCUGAUAACUAACACAGUACCUCAGUAUGUCUGAUAACUAACACAGUACCUCAGUAUGUCUGAUAACUAACACAGUACCUCAGUAUGUCUGAUAACUAACACAGUACCUCAGUAUGUCUGAUAACUAACACAGUACCUCAGUAUGUCUGAUGAUAACUAACACAGUACCUCAGUAUGUCUGAUAACUAACACAGUACCUCAGCAUGUUUCUGAUAACUAACACAGUACCUCAGUGUGUCUGAUAACUAACACAGUACCUCAGUAUGUCUGAUAACUAACACAGUACCUCAGUAUGUUUCUGAUAACUAACACAGUACCUCAGUAUGUUUCUGAUAACUAACACAGUACCUCAGUAUGUCUGAUAACUAACACAGUACCUCAGUAUGUGUCUGAUAACUAACACAGUACCUCAGUAUGUUUCUGAUAACUAACACAGUACCUCAGUAUGUCUGAUAACUAACACAGUACCUCAGUAUGUCUGAUAACUAACACAGUACCUCAGUAUGUCUGAUAACUAACACAGUACCUCAGUAUGUCUGAUAACUAACACAGUACCUCAGUAUGUCUGAUAACUAACACAGUACCUCAGUAUGUCUGAUCACUAACACAGUACCUCAGUAUGUGUCUGACACCUGCAUGGUAGGCUACACACAGUAGAGGUUUAAUGUGGCCUGCUGUGUAUCAAAUAAACACUGGUUGAGUGGUUUAGUGAUUAGCCUCAUUUCAACACUAGCUGCCUGUCAAGCCACGAGUGUCUGUCUCUCACAGAGGGGAGGGUAGAGCAGAACGACGGGCACAUACUGUUACAUGUUCAUGAACACAUAUAUCCACAUAUCCACAUGAGGCUCAGGUGAUGUCAGUGAAAGGCAGGUAUAAAAACUGUAGGCUGUAGGUUCCAGGCAGCAUGGCUUACUGUAAUGACUGGAGGCUGUGGCUCACUAGGCUCAUGUAAGCCUGGCCAGGCAGGGGUCAGGGGGAUUAGGGUCUGGGUCUGGGUCACUGUCUUCGGACAGGUGGGUCACUACUACAACAUGGCGAUGCUAGUCCCUCCAACAACUGGUGUAAUAACUGACCAGCACUGUGCUCCAGACAACCCUUCUUCUUCUUCUUCUUCUUCUUCUUCUUCUUCUUCUUCUUCUUCUUCUUCUUCUUCUUCUCCUUUGCUAUUGCUCCAGAGAGUCAGCAACUGGUAACCACACAUGCUCCAACCCGACUUAGCUAUUUUGUGACUUUUUAUCCUUAAUUGUUUUGUACAGAAAGCUCACACCAUUAUCACUUCUGACCGCCAAGUACUUUUGAACUACCACUAACCUUGACUUCAACCUUGAUUUCGGCUCCUACUUCCCUUGUUGACACCAGACCCUACUCCAUUGUUCGGGCUACCCAAGCGUCGCAAGCGAAGACACAGGAGGAGGGGUGGAGUCCUUGUUAGACUCAGACACAGAGAAAACCGUCCGGCACUCCCCUCCAUUUCAUUGGCAAAUGUCCAGUCACUUGAGAAAAAGAUGGAUGAGCUCCGUUUGAGAGUUUCCUACCAACGGGACAUAAAAAGCUGUAAUAUUGUUUGCUUUUCAGAAACUUGGCUGACGAGUGAUAUGGAGAUAAUACUCAAGGAUUUCUCCAUGCUUCGUCGUGACCGGACAGUGGACUCUGGCAAAACCAAAGGGGGAGGGGUGUGUCUUUUUGUAAACAACAACUGGUACACUGCUUCAAGUGUAAAGGAAGUCUUAAGCUUUUGCUUACCUGAACUAGAAUACAUGGUAAAUUGCAGACCUUUUUAUCUUCCAAGAGAGUUUUCAUCUGUAAUCAUCACUGCUGUCUACAUCCGAGACGAGAAUGGCACUAAGCAGGCACUCAACGAGCUGUACAGGGCCAUAAACAAACAAGGAAAUUCUCACCCAGAGCCACGUUUCUAGUUGGUGGAGACAUUAACGUGGGGAGACUGAAAUGCAUUUUACCGCACUUUUACCAACACGUCUCCUGUGCCACAAGAGGCGUUAACAGUCUGAACCACUUUUACUCUACCCACAGAAACACAUACAGAUGUAGGAUCUUAAUUUGAUCACCCUGUUGCGGGAGAACCUUCCUGCAAUGCAGGAAAUAUAAAACCUGUAGUGUAUUUCAGGUUUAGAAAGGCUUCUGAAGUUUGUAAUUUCCACUUAGAAAUUUUAGACUUGAUUUUCCCUUUUCCACAAAAAUGUCCAUUAAUUAUGUAUAAUUUUUUAGUCAUUUAGCAGACGCUCUUAUCCAGAUCGACUUACAGUUAGUGAGUGCAUACAUUUUUCAUAGUGGCCCCCCAUGGGAAUCGAACCCACAACCUUGGCGUUGCAAACGCCAUGCUCUACCAACUGAGCUACACGGGGCCUAAUCCACAUAAUAAUUAACAUUUCCUGUUGCAUUUCCUGUUUCGGCAAAUCAGACCAUGACUCCAUCCUCCUGCUUCCUGUUUACAAGAAAAAACUCAAACAGGAAGUACCAGUGGCGCGCUCAGUACGGAAGUGGUCUGGCAAAGCGGAUGCUAAGCUACGAGACUGCUUCGCUAGCACAGACUGGAAUAUGUUCAGCGAUUCAUCCGAUAACAUUGAGGAGUUUACCACAUCAGUCACAGGUUUCAUCAAUAAGUGCAUCGAUGACGUUGUUCCUACAGUGACCGUACGUACAUACCCUAACCAAAUUACAGGCUGCAUCCGCACUGUGCUAAAGGUUAGAGCUACAACUUUCAAGGAAUGGAACACUUAUCCGGACGCUUAUAAGAAAGCCCGCUACGACCUCCAACGAGCCAUCAAAUAUUGAAAAGGUCAAUAUAGGACUAAGAUAGAAUCCUACUACACCGGCUCUGAUGCUCGUCGGAUGUGGCAGGGUUUGCAGACUAUUACGGAUUACAAAGGGAAACCCAGCUGUGAGUUGCCAAGUGACGCAAACCUCCCAGACAAGCUGAAUGCCUUGUACGCUCGCUUGGAAGGAAACAACACUGAGCCAGGCAUGAGAGCCCUUGCUGUCCCAGACGACCGUGUGAUCUUGCUCUCCGUGGCCGAUGUAAGACUUUUAAACAGGUUACCACUUGCAAGGCACUGGACCAGACGGAAUACCAGGGCGUGAUCUCAGAGCAUGUGCAGACCAACUGGCAAGUGUCUUCAAGGACAUUUUCAAAAUCUCCUUGUCCCAUUCUGUAAUCCAACAUGUUUCAAGUAGACCACCAUUUUUCCUGUUCCUAGGAACUCAAAGGUAACCUGCCUAAAUGACUAUCACCCCGUAACACUCACAUUUGUAACCAUGAAAUGCUUUGAAAGGCUGGUCAUGGCACACAUCAACACCAUCAUCCCAGACACCCUGGACCCACUCCAAUUCGCAUACCGCCCCAACAGAUCCACAGAUGACGCAAUCUCUAUUGCACUCCACACUGCUCUCUUCCACCUGGACAAGAGGACUACCUAUUUUAGAAGGCUGUUCAUUGACUACAGCUCAGCGUUUAACACCAUAGUCCCCUCCAAGCUCAUCACCAAGCUUGGGACCCUGUCAAACCAAAUUGACCAUGGGCAUUACAAUCGGGUCCAUGCAGCUGUGCUCUGAAUUGAUGAUUACUUGGGUGCUGCCAGCUGUGGGCAUGUGGGCAGGAUUGAAAUAAACCCAACCCAAGGAAAACUGUUACGGUACCCUUCAUUAAGUGACAUGCAAUUUUUUCCUAUCAUCUUGCAAAUCUCAGUUUUGGACGAGACUGACUUUAUGACCAAAAUUAUUCUAUUUACAUUUUGUAGUCAAUUUUGACACUAGAAUAAAUGUUUCUGACUCAUAUCGAUGCCACAUAGGCCGUUUUCAAAAUUAGAAGUUGCUUUUUAGGUGAAGUCGCUCGUUAAAGACGUCCUCCAGUGAUUUUUGAACUUUUCCUGUUGAAAAGUGAUAUCCCAAGUAUAAAUAUAGUACACACACUAAAGAGUAGAAAAUAUGUUGAGUUAAAUAGUCUCAGUAGUCUCAGUACUUCCAUACUUAACAACACGGUUAUAAUAGUGCUUAUAAGUCUAUCUACCUUUCCCCUAAAGGAAACCCAAGGACCUGUAUACAGUCUGACCUUAAUCCCCCUCUAAUCAAAGACAUGAGGGACAACUCACUUGUCCUUAUAUGAAGAAAAACAUCACCAAGAGAUGCUAAAUAAUCAAAUAGUGUACCGUAAUAUAAUGAGGCAAAUACUGUAACCUUGCUCAGUCAUGUUCUUCCUGUUAUUAGAAUCCCUUCCUCCCUGGCUGCCAUUGGAUUUCUAUGAACCUAUUGUUCUCAACCCUAUUUCCAGCUACAACCAUCUCUAUCUCCACCUCCCUGACCAUAUCCUAUAUAUGGUAUAUCUAGGGCCCAAGGUUUCUCCUGGUUAGGUCAGGUUCUCAGUACAAAUUCCAAGCCAUUUGGUUUUUAUAUGUAUUACUUGAUGUGAAUUUGCUUCCAUAUCUAUAGAAUUAACACAUUGAGGGAGUUAAAUCGAAGUGACUUUCUUUCCCUUGCAGGGUUGAGCGGGACAAGGAGUUUGCCACAAAGAAGGCGGAGAGGGCCAACCUGAGGUCCUGCCUGAGGGACAAGUACCGCCUACCUGAGGUAAGAGCUGUCUUAAAGUAGGCCCAGGAUUGGGAACUAACUGAUUACAUGUUACAUGUAAUCGGAUUACCAAAAAAAAUAAGUGUAAUCAGUUAUGUUAGCAGCAAAAAUAUUGUAAUCAGAUUAGAGAUACUUUUGAUUUGAUAUUUAUUGGAUUACUUUUAAAUUAAAAUGUCUGUUUUCUCAAUGACAUUCAACUCAGCAUUGAAAAAAGGUGCAAGUUUAAGUUUGUCCCACCUGAGCGAGUCUGACCACAAGUCAGAAACCACUAUGAUGACACACCAAAUGCAUUUGAUGGAUCCUUUUUGUCUUCUUCUAAUGCCUCUUAAAGGGAGAAUAAUCCAACAGUAACUGAAAGUAAUCAGAUUACGUUACUGAGGUUGGAUAAUCCCAAAAAUACCUCACUGAUUACAAUUGUGUAACUAGUAACUGUUUUAAUUUAGAAAGUAAUUGAGCUGUGUAGGCCUGACUACUAACUUCAGAUACGUGGAACUUAAAACACAUGAGUUAGCCCUUUGCCCCCAAUGAACACGUUGAUCCCCUGUAGACAAUGGAAACAUGACUGUCAGAGCCCAAUCAGUCCUGGACACAUACAGUACCAGUCAAAAGUUUGGACACACCUACUCAUUCAAGGGUUUUUCUUCAUUUUUACUAUUUUCUACAUUGUAGAAUAAUAGUGAAGACAUCAAAACUAUGAAAUAACACAUAUGGAAUCAUGUAGUAACCAAAAAUGUGUUAAACAAAUCAAAAUAUAUUUUAUAUUUGAGAUUCUUCAAAGUAGCCACCCUUUGCCUUGAUGACAGCUUUGCACACUCUUGGCAUUCUCUCAACCAGCUUCACCUGGAAUGCUUUUCCAACAGUCUGCGGUCCAACUCAUCCCAAACCAUCUCAAUUGGGUUGAGGUCGGGUGAUUGUGGAGGCAAGGUCAUCUGAUGCAGCACUCCAUCAUCCUUCUUGGUCAAAUAGCCCUUACACAGCCUGGAAGUGUGUUUUGGGUCAUUGUCCUGUUGAAAAACAAAUUAUAGUCCCACUAAGCGCAAACCAGAUGUAAUGGCGUAUCCUGCAGAAUGCUGUGGUAGCCAUGCUGGUUAAGUGUGCCUUGAAUUCUAAAUAAAUCACAGACAGUGUCACCAGCAAAGCACCCCCACACCAUCACACCUCCUCCUCCAUGCUUCACAGUGGGAACCACACAUGCGGAGAUCAUCCGUUCACCUACUCUGCGUCUCACAAAGACACAGCGGUUGGAACCAAAAAUCUCAAAUUUGGACUCAUCAGACCAAAGGACACAUUUCCACCGGUCUAAUGUCCAUUGCUCGUGUUUCUUGGCCCAAGCAAGUCUCUUCUUAUUAUUGGUGUCCUUUAGUAGUGGUUUGUUAGCAGCAACUCGACCAUGAAGGCCUGAUUCACACAGUCUCCACUGAACAGUUGAUGUUGAGAUGUGUCUGUUACUUGAACUGUGUGAAGCAUUUAUUUGGCCUGCAAUCUGAGGUGCAGUUAACUCAAAUGAACUUAUCCUCUGCAGCAGAGGUAACUCUGGAUCUUCAUUUCCUGUGGUGGUCCUCAGGAGAGCCAGUUUCAUCAUAGCGCUUGAUGGUUUUUGCGACUGCACUUGAAGAAACUUUGAAAGUUCUUGAAAUGUUCUGGAUUGACUGACCUUCAUGUCUUAAAGUAAUGAUGGACUGUCGUUUCUCUUUCCUUAUUUGAGCUGUUCUUGCCAUAAUAUUGACUUGGUCUUUUACCAAAUAGGGCUAUCUUCUGUAUACCACCCCUACCUUGUCACAACACAACUGAUUGGCUCAAACGCAUUAAGAAGGAAAGAAAUUCCACAAAUUAACUUUUAUCAAGGCACACCUGUUAAUUGAAAUGCAUUCCAGGUGACUACCUCAUGAAGCAGGUUGAGAGAAUGCCAAGAGUGUGCAAAGCUGUCAUCAAGGCAAAGGGUGGCUGUCAUCAAGGCAAAGGAAUGCCAGACUUUGAUUACAAAGUUUGAUGACAAAAUUUGCCCACGAUGGAACGCCGCAACCCUUUCCUGUUCAAGUGAGCACAGCACAACAAGGUGGCGAAUCGCAUCUCUGCAUGUCUGGCAGACAUAUCAGUGUGGAUGUCGGAUCACCACCUCAAGCUGAACCUCGGCAAGACAGAGUUGCUCUUCCUCCUGGGGAAGGACUGCCCGCUCCAUGAUCUCGACAUCACGUUUGACAACUCCAUUGUGUCCUCCUCCCAGAGUGCAAAGAACCUUGGUGUGACCCUGGACAACAACCUGUCGGUCUCCGCUAACAUCAAAGCGGUGACCCGAUCCUGCAUGUUCAUGCUCUACAACAUUUGCAGAGUACGACCCUACCUUACACAGAAAGCGGCACAGGUUCUAAUCCGGGCACUUGUCAUCUCCCGUCUGGAUUACUGCAACUCGCUGUUGGCUGGGCUCCCUGCCUGUGCCAUUAAACCCCUACAACUUAUCCAGAACGCUGCAGCCCGUCUGGUGUUCAACCUUCCCAAGUUCUCUCAUGUCACCCCGCUCCUCCGCACACUCCACUGGCUUCCAGUUGAAGAUCGCAUCUACUACAAAACCAUGGUGCUUGCCUAUGGAGCUGUGAGGGGAACGGCACUUCCUUACCUUUCAUGCUCUGAUCAGACCCUACACCCAAACGAGGGCACUAUGUUCAUCCACCUCUGGCCUGCUAGCCCCCCUACCUCUACGGAAGCACAGUUCCCGCUCAGCCCAGUCAAAGCUAUUCACUGCUCUGGCACCCCAAUGGUGGAACAAGCUCCCCCACGACGCCAGGACAGCGGAGUCACUGACCACCUUCCGGAGACACUUGAAACCCUACCUCUUUAAGGAAUACCUGGAAUAGUAUAACAGUAACCCUUCUACCCCCCACCAAUUUGUAAGUCGCUCUGGAUAAGAGCGUCUGCUAAAUGACUUAAAUGUAAAUAUAAAUGCACUUUGAAGAAUCUCAAAAAAUAUAUAUAUUUUGAUUUGUUGAACACUUUUUUGGUUACUACAUGAUUCCAUAUGUGUUAUUUCAUAGUUUCACUAUUAUUCUACAAUGUAAAAAUGUAAAAAAAUAAAGAAAAACCCUUGAAUGAGUAGGUGUGUCCAAACUUUUGACUGGUAGUGUAUAUACUGAACAAAAAUAUAAAUACAACAUGCAACAAUUUUAACGAUUUUACUGAGUUACAGAUCAUAUAAGUAAAUCAGUCAGUUGAAAUAAAUAAAUUAGGCUCUAAUCUAUGGAUUUCACAUGACUGGGCAGGGGCUCAGCCAUUUGUGGCCUGAGAGGGCAUAGGUCCACCCACUUGGGAGCCAGACCCAGCCAAUCAGAAUGAGUUUUCCCCCACAAAAUGGCUUUAUUACAGACAUAAAUACUCCUCAGUUUCAUCAGCUGUCCGGGUGGCUGGUCUCAGACAAUCCCUCAGGUGAAGAAGCUGGAUGUGGAGGUCCUGGGCUGGCGUGGUUACACGUGGUCUGUGGUUGUGAGGCCGGUUGGACGCACUGCCAAAUUCUCUAAAAUGACUUUGGAGGUGGCUUAUGGUAGAGAAAUUAACAUUAAAUAUCUGGCAACAUCUCUGGUGGGCAUUCCUGCAGUCAGCAUGCCAAUUGCAUGCUCCCUCAAAACUUGAGAAAUCUGUGGCAUUGUGUUGUGUGUUAAAACUGCACAUUUUAAAGUGGCCUUUUAUUGUCCCCAGCGCAAUGUGCACCUGUGUAAUGAUCAUGCUGUUUUAUCAGCUUCUUGAUAUGCCACACCUGUCAGGUAGAUGGAUUAUCUUGGCAAAGGAGAAAUGCUCGCUAACAGGGAUGUAAACAAAUUUGUGCACAAAAUUGGAGAGAAAUCAGCUUUUUGUGUAUAUGGAACAUUUCUGGGAUCUUUUAUUUUAGCUCAUGAAACACGGGACCAACACUUUACAUGUUGCGUUUUAAUGAUUUUUUAAGUAUAUACAUUUUCGACUAUGUGUCUGUUUCUCAGAGUGGCCAGGACGAAGCCAUGGUGAAGAUGGCGGGAGAUGACCUGGACCUCCCUGAGGACCUAGCCAAGAUGGUGGACGAGGAUGAGGAGGAAGAGGAGGUGAACGACUCACUACUAGGGCAGCUACAUCAACUGCAGAACAUGGACAUGGACCAGCUGAAGACCAAAGCCCAGACCACCAUGACAGAGAUACAACAGGUGGCUGAGGAGAAGUGUGUCGUCAUGUGA
Messenger RNA from Coregonus sp. 'balchen', 11029 nucleotides. The record is from the annotation of a GenBank genome assembly. NCBI's taxonomy places the organism in Eukaryota, Metazoa, Chordata, Actinopteri, Salmoniformes, Salmonidae.